Molecule: messenger RNA, 1310 nt
Organism: Pelmatolapia mariae (spotted tilapia)
Lineage: Eukaryota; Metazoa; Chordata; Actinopteri; Cichliformes; Cichlidae
Gene: lrrc3b
Product: leucine rich repeat containing 3B
Exons: 3
Coding region: 297-1079 (260 amino acids)
Molecular function (GO): protein binding
Source: RefSeq, a predicted model, not a curated record
CAGCUUCGUGCGAUUCGGACUUUCCGCUCCAGCAGUUUCUACAGUGGAUGACUGACUGCAGGCACACCGCUCUUCCCCCUCCCUGCUCUGCUUUGUCAUGUGACUAAGCGGCAAGACCGGAAGGCAUUGUGCAGACACAUACAGACUGCAGCCACAACGCAGUAUGAUAACAUCUGUUCACGCUUCCAUAUCUUCAGUGGGUAAAAUGCGAAAGCCAGUCGCUACUAUGCAAUGUGUGUAAGCGACCAGUGGUGGUGCUGUGGCCCGAGGCGGGAUGCUGCUGACAGUCGGUCAGCAUGACUCUGCUGGACUUGUGGCUGUCGCGCUCCAUCCCCAUGUGCCUGCUCCUUCAGAGCCUUGUCCUAAUGGCCUUGUGCUUUCCCUCGGCCAGCAUGUGUCCAAAGGGCUGCAUAUGCCAACGCGAUUCCCACCUCCAUGGCUUCAAUGUUACCUGCAGUCAGUCCCGCCUCAAAGAGAUUCCUCCCAGUCUACCAGUUGACACUGUCUUGCUGAGGCUGGACCACAACCAGAUCGGCAGCGUGCCCGAUCUCGCCUUCCAUGGACUUAGGUUUUUGAGGGAGCUAAACCUUUCUUACAAUGCAGUGGAGACUUUAGGGGAAGGUGCCUUCACUGGCAUAGAGGCAACUUUACAGGUGCUGGACCUUUCCCACAAUCGCAUCACUAGCGUACACAAGGAUGCCUUUGCUCGACUGAAGGCCCGGAUUAUUGUGAACGAUAACCCCUGGCAUUGUGACUGUGCCCUUCAGCAGGCUAUUGGAGGAAUGGCCCAUAACCAUGAGGCUGCUGCCCGGGUUCUCUGCAGAAGCUCAGAGCUCCACGACCAGGAGGGACAGCCGUUCUUGGCGGUUGACAUAGAUCUCUGUAACUUGGCAAAAAGGACCACAGAUUAUGCUAUGCUCGUAACCAUGUUCGGCUGGUUUGCUAUGGUCAUAUCAUAUGUGGUGUAUUAUGUACGUCAGAACCAGGAGGACGCGCGACGCCAUCUGGAGUACCUCAAGUCUCUCCCCAGUAAGCCGAAAAAAGCAGACGAGACUGAUGACAUAAGCACUGUUGUCUGACAGCAGUGGCCCCGUGACUGUGUUCAGCAGAAACCCGGUGAACACCAAAAUGUUUAUUUACAUUUAUAGCAUUUACUAUACCAAACUUUUAUGUAAUAUGAGCAUCAAAAUGUAUUUUGAUUGUCUGUCUUUGAUAGGGUUUGCUCAUGACUAAGAAGACAGGAGGAAGGCCGCACCAACAUUUUGGUUUUUACAGUACAAAGAAAGUCUUGAAAAAUUAGAAUCUCAGGU